Messenger RNA from Mytilus californianus (California mussel), 4690 nucleotides. RefSeq lists its product as uncharacterized. The transcript has 12 exons. Bases 43 to 4578 code for a protein of 1511 amino acids. NCBI's taxonomy places the organism in Eukaryota, Metazoa, Mollusca, Bivalvia, Mytilida, Mytilidae. The record is from RefSeq and is a predicted model, not a curated record.
GUCUCUUGAAAAUGGAUUGAGAAAGAGCUUUCCCCUGUUAUAAUGACAACCAUAUCAUUAAUAGAAUGCAGGUCAGACAAAGAUCGAUCCCGCCAUUCAUCAACUUCUACAUCUAAAGGUUUAGACAAAACAAAAGUUGCUAAGAUAGGAAGUUUGACAGCGGGCAACAGAAGCAUGGAAGGUAGCUGUAUUGUCAAGGAAAUAAAAGGACUAUCACUUUUAAAUACAGAGACACACAAGCUUGAAAAUCGAACAGGAAAACCGAGAAAACCAAGAGAGAUUGAUCUUUUAACCCAAAGACCUUCAACUACACAAUAUUAUCAACACACGUUUUAUGAUUCUGAAUGCGUCGAUUAUGAUGUACAGACAGGACCACUGAGUGUCACUGGAGAAAGAUUGGACGCUAUAUCCAACCUGCAGUUUUGUCUGCCAAGUACACCACUACACAGACGACAGUAUUAUAUCAGUGAAUCAUCUAACAGUAGCAAUUGUAGUGAAUGCAGCCAAUGCUGCGGAAGAUCAUCUCCCGAUAACCCACCGUCAUCUCCUAUUCAAGAAGCGUCUGAUUUAAAGCUGGAUGGUAAAAAAAUGUCAUGUCCUGAUUUUAGAUCUAAAUCUGAGUUGAAAGAUUUCAAACCCGGACUUUUAAAGAAAAAGUCGUAUUGCUGUGCCAAGUGUGAGGGUAGAAUGAUAAGCCACGACUCGCUGAUGUUAGAAUCGGGCAGCCCAUUCCCGUCUUAUUUCCGCCAGUGUAGUUCAACUUAUGCAGAAACCCAGUCAUAUAACAACAUACCACCACUACAUUCAGACAGGAGCUUGGAAACUCGUGAAGAACUGAUUAUUGACCAGCCUCUAAAAGACGAUAUGUUAACUUUACCAGAAUUACCACACGCUAUUGCCAUUGAAAAAGAAAAGUCUGGAGCUGUCUUUGAACGUUCCAAGAGCGUUCAAAAACCAAGGCUCUUCCCGAGAUAUCUUCAUUAUAAUCAUAAUAGAAAGAAGUCCGAUGAAAAUGAAGAACUGUUAAAUUCAACUUCCAUUGCAUCUAAACAGAAAUUUCACAGUUCUCACAAAACAGAAAUAUUUAAUGGAGAAACAACGAGCCAACAAAUUAGAGUUCCUAGCAACGAAAAUAAUGAAAUCCACCAACCCUACAGAAAAAGUCAACAAAAAGAUUCAGAGAAACGUGGUGUUGAUGAGGUUAUUAACAUAUUUUGGUCAAAUCACCAACCAUGUGAAAACUACGCAUAUUUACAUGUCCCUUUGCGGGAGCGGCCAAAUUACCAACCAUGUGAAAAGUACUCACAUUCACCCGUCCCUUUGCUGGAGAAAGCAACAUCGAUGUCAAACAGUGAUCUGAUACAAAGUAAGGUAGCAAAAACACCACCACUUGCUGAUUUAGUACAACGUGAAGUAGUAGAAACUCCACUACUUGCUGAUUUAGUACAACGUGAAGUAGCAGAAACACCACCACUUACUAAUUUAGUACAACGUGAAGUAGCUGAAACACCACCACUAGCUGAUUUAGUACAAAGUGGAGUAGUAGAAACACCAUCACCUUCAGAUUUAGGUACUCCAUAUAAUUCGAAUACGGAUCUACUGAUUGGAAUACAUUCAGUAAAUCCUAGUAUUUCUGUUAGCAUACACAAUCUUCCAAGUAUUUCUUCAUCAAAGAAUAAUGACAUUAGAAUAGAGGCCGAAAAUUUCAAAACAGAAGCUGUCAAUCAAACAUCACCCAAACCAGUAUAUUCAAAAGAAGAGUUCCUAGGAAGAGUUAAGGGCAUGGAAUCAAGAGAGAUGUUACAAGACAUCAUUCGCGAGUGUGCUCAAGGAUUAAAAGAGAUCUCUCACAGAGGAUUUUUACCAGACAUUUCUGAAAGAAAUGACUUUUAUUUUGAACCAAAUACCGACAAACGGUACAACAGAUGGAAAAGAAGACGAAGGAAGAAGAGAAAACAGGUUCGAGAUGGAAAGCAGCAAGAGUUGAUAUCACCUGAUGACAGCUCUGCAGAAGAAGGAGCCAAUAAUGAGGAAGACUCCAUCCCUCCGGAAAGACCUGAUUCACAAAUCAAGUUUCGCCGUCGACGCCGAGAAACCUUAAAACAGCUUUUUGGUAGCGAACAAGCAAUGUUAUGCUAUGAUGCUAGUUCGGAUCAAACAUCUUCAGACAGAGAUAAUUACCUGUCAGUGGAGAAUUACCUUCGUAAUGGCGAUCGUGCCUCAAUAUCUGACGAGGGUUUAGAGGCGUUUAAGGAUGAAAAUAACGAUGGAAUGCAUCUUUCGUCACACUACAUGCAACAAAAGAAAUAUACAAGUUCAACCUUUCUUCAACAACUGGGUGCUUACAUAGAAAAAUCAGAGGUGUCAACAAAGACUUUAAACGUUCCAGAAGAUGGUAUGCCACUAACAGAAGGUAUCGAAGGGAAUGCUAACGAUAUUAUCACGAGAGUAAACAGCCGCUUUAAAAUACUGGAUAGGCAAACACACAAUAAAAUAGAAAGCAAGUUUUUAGACAGACAUCAGAAUAAAGUGAGUGAUGGAACAAUUUCAGAAUUACCUCAAAAUAGAAAUGUUGAGGGAUUAAAUGUUGAAAUAAUUCAUAGAGAAGAACCGAGUUUUGAUCGGAAAGAAAUCAUUUCAUGUGUAAAUGGUGAGAUGAAACAUAACAUAAUCUCAGAGUUGGAAUCUCCGGAAAAUCACCUUAUCAUAUCUCAAGAUUACUUGAUUAAAAAUGGAUACUUAUCAGCUCCUGAUCAAGUGUUAGGUGCAAGUAGUUAUCGACAAAAUUCCUCAGCUGCCGGUCAAGUGUUGGAUGCAAGUGGAUGUCGACAGAAUUUAUCAGCACCCGACCAAGUGUUAGAUGCAAGUGGUUAUCGACAAAAUUCCUCAACUGCCGAUCAAGUGUUUGGUGCAAGUAGUUAUCGACGAAAUUCAUCAGCUAUCGACCAAGUGUUGGAUGCAAGUGGUUAUCGACAAAAUUCCUCAGCUGUCGAUCAAGUUUUUGAUGCAAUUGAGUAUCGAAAAAAUUCUUCAACUUCCGAUCAAGUGUUGGAUGCUAUUGAUCAUCGCCAAAAUUCAUCAGCUGCCGAUCAAUUGUUGGAUGCAAGUGAUAAUCGUCAAAAUUCCCCAACUGCCGGUCAAGUGUUGGAUGCAAGUGAUAAUCGACAAAAUUCCCCAGCUGCCGAUCAAGUGUUUAGUACAAGUAGUUAUCGACGAAAUGCAUCAGCUGCCGAUCAAGUGAUGGAUGCAAGUGAUUAUCGACAAAAUUCAUCAGCUGCCGAUCAAGUGUUGGAUGCAAGUGGUUAUCGACAACAUUCCUCAACUGCCGAUCAAGUGUUGGAUACAAGCGCUUGUCGACAAAAUUCAUCAGCUACCGAUCAAAUGUUGGAUGCAAGUGUUUAUCGACAAAAUGCCUCUACUGCCGGUCAAGUGUUGGAUGCAAGUGGUUGUCUACAAAAUUAUUCAGCUUCUGACCAAGUGUUAGAUGCAAGAGGUUAUCAACAAAAUAAUGUAAUAAAUGACUAUUCCGAACCAAGUCUGCAAAAUGAACUUUAUUCGUCAAUGAAUUCUACAAGUGAGUGCGAUUCAGACCCAUUUAUACGAGUAGAAACUGUACUGCGGAAGAGUCAACAGUAUGGAAAUCUUAGCAAUAAAACACUAACAAAAGGUAGUAGCGAAAACAUCGCAGAUACCUACAAGCAACCACCUUGUCAACGCUUAUACAGUAAAGACAGGAAAAGCGAAUUUAACUCAAUUUUAAAUUUAGAACGAUCUGUUUUAAAGUUGGCCAAACAGCACCAUCAGAAAAAUCAGUCUUUGUCCAACAAGAAGUAUUCUGAAGGUCAGCUUAAACCUAAACUUCCUAACAUUCACGAUGGCAAGGUAUCAACUCGAAGUACAGGUAAAGGAAAACAGUCAAAGAAUCAUAGAAAUAUCUUGGAUAGGUUUGUAAAUCCUUUGAACGUCCAGAACGUUGAGGGAAGCAAUAGUCCUUACCAUAAGGAUAACAAUGCAGUCCUGGUUACAACGAUCCAUCGACAGAGGAAGGAGAAUUCUGUUUUAAAGAAUGAUAAAAUGAAAAUGGAAAAACGUUCACAAAGUCGACCCAUUUCAAAGAAGCUGAAUAAUUCACAAGAAAAAUCUAUACAAGAAAGCAAACCUGCUGAAACAGAUCUAUCAAUGUUGACACUAAAUGAACUUUUGCAAACAAUGCCUGGAAACAAAAUGAAAAAUUUCAUCCAAAAAGUGACGAAGAAAAUAACUUGUAAUCAAUCGGAUCAAGAUCUAGGAAAAGAAUUACCUGCAUUAGACGUGAAGAAACUGAAUAUGAUAGUUAAAUCCUACACAGAUUCAGAGCAAGAAGAAGCCAGUCUGAAAUGUUUGGGAGAACAAACCAAAUCUGUACCCAACCAAAUUCUACAUGCUGAACCUAGCCAACCUCAAUCUUAUGAAAGAAGUUUAUCUAAUUUGUCUUUUUCAAGAGCUUUCACAUUCUCAGUAUUUGACCUACCAGAUGAAUAUAGGGAAAAGAAUAAACAACUACAAAGAAGAGCAUAUACUGCUAUCAAGUCUCGUUAACAAUGGAUAUUUCAACAACAAAAAAUGGAGACAACAUUUGAAAAUUAUUUAUUUGAAAAUGAUGUUUAUACCAUUAAAACAUUAUUCUAAUAUUAAAACCAUUCCAUACUAA